UCCUGUCACACGUGUUGUUUUGUUGCUCUCCUUGCGCGGACCUUCGCUUCCUCCGAAGCCUACGGACAAUGUGUAACUCAUGGCUAGUGGCACUUUGCAUAGCCUCUUGUCUUCUUGUCCGAUGUACAGACGCGAACGCCGCGAUGUCGAUCGACUUGGGUUCUCGGUUCAUGAAAGUAGCCGUCGUUAUGCCUGGUUUACCCAUGGAGGUCGUCUUAGACAGCGAAUCAAUGCGUAAGACUCCAACUUCGAUUGGGUUUCGUGACAAAGAGCGACUUUUCGGUCGGGCCGCCAUUACCCUGUCGACCAGAUCUCCCGAACUGGUGUAUCACGCAGUCCCAACGUUACUUGGUAAGAAGCUAGAACAUCCAAAGGUUCAAAUCUUUCGCAAACACUAUCCUUAUCACAAUAUGACAUACGAUGAAAGCAUCGGUCAGAUUGUCUUCGAACAUCCCGGGGGCGUGCUGCUUACUGUAGAGGAACUGGUUGCGAUGUUGCUGGAAUACGCAAGGGACAUAGCUGAAAAUCAUGCCGAAAAAGGCACUAUCCUUCGGACGGCAGUGUUAACGGUGCCUCAUUACUACGGUCAAGCUGAACGUCGCAGCCUGAUUCGUGCCGCUGAGUUAGCCGGUCUGGAAGUGAUACAGCUUAUCAAUACCGGUUCCGCAGUUGGCCUGAACUUUGGUGUCUUCCGUCUGAAGCAGUUCAACGCGACGCCUCAACACUAUAUGUUCUUUGAUGUUGGGUACAGUAAUACCGUUGCAACAGUUGUAUCGUAUCACGUGGGCAAGCAUCAUUACGAUGGAGUCUUUGGAGAAGAUCCUAUAAUGACAGUCCUUGGUGUCGGCUAUGCACCCGGUCUUGGGACAUCCACUUUUAUCAUGCUGCUCCGUGAUUAUUUGGCCGGUAUAUUCCACCAACAAAAACCCAAUAUCAAAGAGGAUAUUUUUCAGAACAAACGGGCAAUGGCAAAAUUGAAGCACGAAGCUGAGCGGGUGUUCACGAUGCUUAGCGCAAACAAUGAAGUUGAAAGUCUAUUCGCUGGUCAGGAUUUCUACACAAAGAUCAGUCGAAAAGAACUGGAGACUGUUUGUGCCGAGGCGUUUGAGCAGCUACGUCAGCCGUUCGCAGAUGCACUGCAAACAUCCAACCUUUCAGUCUCUGCUAUUCAGGAAAUCGUUCUCAUGGGUGGUGGUACUCGCGUACCAAAGGUCCAGUCCAUCUUGAUGGAGUUGGGUGCCAGGUCCGAAUUGGGAAAAGGUGUGAAUGGCGAUGAAGCGGCCGUGUUGGGUGCUGUCUAUCAGGCUGCCGCGCGUACUCCUGGUUUCAAGGUCGCGCGUCUUAUUCUGCGUGAUUACAACCCCCAUGCGAUUGCCGUCGAUUUUGAACGGGCACCGGCUGCGGCAUCCGGUAAGGGGGACAAAACAGCCCCCAAUCCAGAAAGCUCCAACAGUACUUCCCCACACGCGCGAAUGGUUCUGUUUCCACGUGGAAGUCCGUACCCCUUGAAGCGUGCAAUUACCUUCAACCGGCAUAUGGAUGACCUGACAUUUUACGUAAACCAUGUUGAUGUUCCACCGAGGGAUAUCGCUUAUCUGGGCGCGACCAACUUGACUGUAGUCACCACGAAUGGUGUCGCUUCAGUGGUGGAGCGUUUCAAGCAGGCAGAAAUGCGCGGUGUCAAAGCACACUUCAUGCUGGAUCACAGUGGACUAUUGGUUUUGACUGGUGUCGAUUGCGUUCUACAUCCGCUUACCGAAACUCCAGCCGAAUCAGCACCGAAGGACGAGUCAACUUUGCAAAUGGCUUCUUUGGUGGUGGAAGUAGCACUGAAUCUGAACAAACCGUCCCAGAGACCGGUUCAAAUAGUACCGCUGAAACUCAGACCAACAAUACUUGUUCCAAAGACCGGUUCAAAUAGUACCGCUGAACCUCAGACCAACGAUACUUCGUCCACGAACACAACAGACACAAAGUCCGUCGGAGAUAAUGCCAACAACAACACCUCGACCUCUUCUGCCACAAAAGAAGUCAAGACUCCUGUUGUUACCAAGAAACCAUUGCCUUUUACCGAACGUGUCAACUUCGAUCUGGUACAUGUGGAUGCCAAUGCUCCCACAGAUGACCAUAGGGCGGUCUUCAAACAAAAGCUGAACGAUUUCCGUCAAGCCGACCAGGAAAAGCGCGACCUGGAACGUGCUAUGAACGAAUUGGAGUCCACUCUGUUCUCAACGCGUGAGAAAGUUCAGUCAGAGAUUUACGGAUCCUAUUCAACAGCCGAUGAGUUGUCGGCCUUGAAUCAGCUUUUAACCGCACACAACGAAUGGUACGAAGAGCAGAGUAUCACAACACCACGCGAGAAAUUUGAAGAAAAACUUAGUGAUAUUCGCAAACUAUUGUUGCCGAUCGAAUUGCGUGUAAAAGAGGCUGAACACCGACCCAAGGCGAUACAAGCUUUGAAUGAGUCGCUAACAGAGGCCGUGAACUUCUUGGGCGUGAUGCGCGACACAAUGAUACGCUUGAAAACACACGCGGAUGAGCUGACCAAGAACCAAACAAGUUCUGAAGGCAAUGCUACUGUUGAGAAUACAACAAAAACAAUGGACAACCUUCCUUGGCCUCCAGUUUUCACCGACUCGGAACAGAAAACCCUGGAAGAUUUGAUCAGUAAUACACAGGCUUGGUUCGACCAGUCCAAUCAGAAGCUCGCAGAAACUCCCUUGACCGAACGACCUCCGGUUUUGGUCUCCGAGUUCGAAGAUAAACAGCGACAGCUGAAGCGAGAACUACUAUAUUUGAACAGAAAACUCAUAGCUUGGCAAGGCGAAAUGGCGCGUCUGCUCAAACUCUACACAGAACAUCAACAACAGCAAGAAACGAAGCCACAGACAACUGAUGAAGCCCCUAAAGAUACCGAAUCUUCAGAGACUCAGCAACCGGACAGUCAGGAGACCACAGCCGCACCGCCACCGGCUACUCCUAAAGACGAGCCGCCGCAUUCAGAGCUGUAAUGUGUAACAAUCGAAACUGCGCGCCAACUGUGCUUAUUCUUGAAAUUCCGAAUUCAUUUUGUGGGCUCACGAUGUUUGUGAUCUACUCUCUCCGUGCGCACAAUGAAGGAUGAUACAUUUGCAAAUAUUUUUCCACCGUUAUCUUUGGACGGAUUGUCGUCUGUUGGACUCUGCCGAAAUUUUGUUUUGCAGUUCAACACUUGUUUCAUUUACGAGACCCCAUUUCCGGAUGUUAUCAGGGCGAACGUCUCUGUGUUGCUCCCUCUGCUACUUGUAUGCACCAAUACCUCUUCUAUUUUUUUUUGUUGCUCUCCGUUUUAUACAGCUGUACAGGUGGUUUUCCGGUGCUUCGUUGUUCUGUAUGUAUUUUUCUUCGCGAUAGUUUCGUUUUACACCGAGUGGUCUGUGGAGCAGUUUAGCCAAAAGGCUGUGAAUGUUUUGUCAGGGUGCCUGUCUUACUGCAUGGUGAUGGUUUGUAAUCACUGUGAUCUUUGGACCCGGUUCGACGAACGCCAUCGGACCACUUUUCUCUGCUGAAGUACAACGUCUUGAAACUUCAUGUUCUCCAUGCAAUGGAAUAUACUGUUUUG
Opisthorchis viverrini is the source of this 3601-nucleotide messenger RNA. RefSeq lists its product as hypothetical. Gene Ontology annotation, molecular function: ATP binding; ATP-dependent protein folding chaperone. The record is from RefSeq and is a predicted model, not a curated record. Gene Ontology annotation, cellular component: endoplasmic reticulum chaperone complex. NCBI's taxonomy places the organism in Eukaryota, Metazoa, Platyhelminthes, Trematoda, Opisthorchiida, Opisthorchiidae. Bases 69 to 3011 code for a protein of 980 amino acids. The transcript has 20 exons. Gene Ontology annotation, biological process: cellular response to hypoxia; endoplasmic reticulum unfolded protein response; negative regulation of hypoxia-induced intrinsic apoptotic signaling pathway.